AUGGAAGAAGAAGACGACGACUUUUACGAUCCUACAGACUCAGUGCCGGCUGGCCAGGCACAGAACGAUGCCCGCAAUGCAGCCCCAGAGCAACACCAGGACAGCUACGACGACGAGGAAGAAGAAGUAGAGGUCGAGGAUGACGACGAUGACUUCAACAUUAUCACAGAAGCGCCCGCUGACGCGCCGCCUCCCGAGAUCUCUCACCCGCGGCAUGUGAGCUUACGACAAGAGCCACAGCGACCCACCUCCGCAGACUCAUCAAUAGUGUCUAAAGCUGCGCCAACUGCUAUUCCCCACCUCGAUGCCUCUACUCCUGUCCCCGCAACCGCAGCCGCACCUACCGCGAAGCAGGGCGUGCCGCAAAGACCUGGCUCUUCUUAUCCAGCCAUCCAUACUUCUACAAUCGAUGUCAAUGGAAACCCUAUCCAUCCGACGACGGGGAAGUCUAUUAUGGCAACCGACAUGGAUGCCGACUUCCCUACCGACGACAAGCCCUGGCGACGCCCUGGUUCCGAUAUCACGGACUUCUUCAACUACGGCUUCGACGAGUUCACGUGGGUUAGCUACUGCUUGAAGCAGCAAGAGGUGCGCAAGGAGGUUGCCGACCAGAAGAAACAAAUGGACGAGAUGCAAUCCUUCCUGGGCAUGGGAAUGCCCCCGAUGCCGGCUGCACCACCACCACCACCACCAGGCCCCGCCGUCCAAGGCAAUGGCGCCCCCCGAUGGGCGGGUAUGCUGGCGACUAUGAUGGCCCAAGGACUCGAUCCAUCGUCCAUGGAUCCGAUGUCAUUCAUGCAGCACGCACAAUCGAUGAUGGGCGGCCAGCCCGGUGGCGGCCAGCAAGGCCAACCUGGCUUUGGAGGUCAAGGGCAGAACCAGGGCUUUGGACAAGGAGGACAAGGCCAGAUGGGAUACGGAGGCUACGAGCAGCGCGGGAAUUACGGAGGCGGCCGAGGGCGGGGACGGAGAUGGUAA
Molecule: messenger RNA, 978 nt
Organism: Penicillium canariense
Lineage: Eukaryota; Fungi; Ascomycota; Eurotiomycetes; Eurotiales; Aspergillaceae
Gene: fip1
Product: cleavage polyadenylation factor subunit FIP1
Exons: 4
Coding region: 1-978 (325 amino acids)
Cellular component (GO): mRNA cleavage and polyadenylation specificity factor complex
Molecular function (GO): RNA binding
Source: RefSeq, a predicted model, not a curated record